Spirometra erinaceieuropaei is the source of this 576-nucleotide messenger RNA. The record is from the annotation of a GenBank genome assembly. Lineage: Eukaryota; Metazoa; Platyhelminthes; Cestoda; Diphyllobothriidea; Diphyllobothriidae.
AUGCCAAUGCACAAUCGCGUCCAACCUGUCCACGGUGUCAGCGGACAUUACGGGCGCCAAAUGGACAUGUUGAGCAGUUCCGCACCAACUGCAGCACUCGAACUUUACCAACCCUCGUCUUCCAGUUCACUCCUUCAUUGCCUCUCACGCUGUCAAAUAACGUUGAUCGUCAUCCCCAACGACGACUACCAUCCUCCUACGCCGCCGCCUCCUCCUCCUCCCCCUGCGCCACCUCCCCUCCUCCUCCUCCGCUGCCCCAACGGCUGUCGUUGUGGCGCCUGCUACGCACAUCAGGACUGCGCACAAUCCUGGCACAGCAACAAGUACCAACGCCACCUCCGUCGACACCAGAUGUGCGGACGUGGGCUACACUUGUCCUCACUGCGACCGCACCUUCACCUCACACCCCGGUCUCGCCGGUCACUCGCGAAUCCAUCGCACAGCGACUGGGGAUCAGUGCCUAGAGCAUCAACCUACACCCUCCGUAUUCUCCUCCACUGUUCAUAUCGAGAUCGCACAUUUACUCACCGCACGGAUCUGUUAGGCCACAUGAGUAUCCUCGCAAACGUACGGUAG